Messenger RNA from Neodiprion fabricii, 4764 nucleotides. It is a transcript of the gene Ir8a, whose product is annotated as glutamate receptor ionotropic, kainate 4. The record is from RefSeq and is a predicted model, not a curated record. Gene Ontology annotation, molecular function: transmitter-gated monoatomic ion channel activity involved in regulation of postsynaptic membrane potential; glutamate-gated receptor activity. NCBI's taxonomy places the organism in Eukaryota, Metazoa, Arthropoda, Insecta, Hymenoptera, Diprionidae. The transcript is spliced from 18 exons. Bases 33 to 3836 code for a protein of 1267 amino acids. Gene Ontology annotation, cellular component: postsynaptic membrane; plasma membrane. Gene Ontology annotation, biological process: synaptic transmission, glutamatergic; monoatomic ion transport; modulation of chemical synaptic transmission.
UUGCCUCGAUUGCUCGAGCCUCGUUGACUCGAAUGAAUGGCUUUCAGGCCAUCGACGGAAACGCCCGAACUCUGACGGAAAAUCACGAGACUGCUCUCCGGCUACACCGACCGCCCGAACACCGCCGACCGACCGAUUCGAUUUUACCGCAUCUUUAUUCGUCACACCUUCCUGCCCAACACCCGGCCGGCCACCUAUCCGAUCAUCCGGAUAUCAUUUGCCCACUGACGUCAACUUCCGGAUCCGCACGGAGAUGUCGCGAGUUUCACGGAACGGAGAAUGUUAGAGAUGUAUGCGCAGGGGAUGAAGAAGACGAACCAUGCGUGAUCGCGAUGGAGGAAGCAGACUCGUCCAUCAACGGUUUCGUUAACGACGCCGUCUCGUCCGCUGAGCGAGACUUUGGCAAGGGUAUUAUUAAGGUCGACGUUUCAACCGUCGAGGUCGACAGGGUGUACGAAGAUGAGAGCUACGACACAGCCUGCGCCGUCCUUUACCGAGGCGUCAGUUUGAUCCUGGACAUGACUUGGACCGGUUGGAACAGGAUUCGCGAAAUAGCCGCGGAUUCGGCGGUAGCUUACGUGCGAGGAGACGCUGUCCUGACGCCCUUCGUCCAGGCGAUGGACGACCUCCUGGUGGCGAAGAACGCGACCGACGCUGCGUUGAUAUUCGAAACUGAAAAAGAACUAAACCAGACCCUUUACUACCUCAUCGGGUACUCCAUCAUUCGAGUCGUAGUUUUGGACGAGCUUAACGAAGCCUCGACGAUGAAGGUCAGAGCCAUGCGACCCUCUCCUACCUACUACGUCAUCUACGCGACGUCCGCGAACAUGGAGACGUUGUUCAAGGCGGCAAUCGAUGGCGGAUUGGUGAGAAGAGACGGUACUUGGAACCUUGUAUUCACCGACUACAAUUACCAAGAUUUCCGAUACAUCGCCGGCGAUUUGGAAUUGAACGUUUCCAUCAAUAUCCUGACAAUGAAGAACGAGGUCUGCUGUAGAUUGAUCGGAGAGUCACCAUGCACCUGCCCGAAUGACUUUCAGACAUUUCCGCGGUACUUUAAACGCUUGAUCGGUUUGUUGAUCAGCGUGAUGAGCGAGGUUCAAAAAUCGGGGGUCACAGUUGAGCCGAAGGUAAUUAAUUGCAAGAAUAAGGAAGACGUCUUGACGGAUAACACGACCGUCGAAGCCUUCAAAAAGAAUUUAUUAACGAAACUGAGCACCAAUCACACCUUCGAAUACCUGCCCGAUCGGAAUUUGAUAACUUAUCGGGCGGAGAUCGAGCUGAAAACACUGACUCAGGGUCGCCUGCAGAAGGUCGGCGAAUGGAACAGGCAGCACAAAAUAACGACUGAUAAGGGAAUGGAAAUCACACCUGCGAGGAGAUUUUUUCGCAUCGGUACUGCGCAGAUGAUACCUUGGUCUUAUGUGAAAAAUAACGAGGAAUCCCAGCAGCCGGUCUUGGACGAUGAAGGCAAGGAGGUGUGGGAAGGAUACUGCAUCGAUUUGAUGAAGAAACUCGCGGAGACGAUGGACUUUGAUUACGAAUUGGUGAUACCGUCGAGCGGAGGUUUCGGGGAGAGAUUACCGAACGGCAAAUGGACAGGGAUAGUUGGAGAUUUGCUUCGCGGGGAAAUCGACAUCGCUGUAGCGCCGCUCACGAUGACGUCGGAAAGGGAGGAAGUAAUAGAUUUCGUAGCGCCUUAUUACGAACAGUCGGGAAUCCUAAUCGCUAUUCGGAAACCAGUGAGGAAGACCUCGUUGUUCAAAUUCAUGACCGUAUUAAGACUCGAGGUUUGGCUCAGCAUCGUCGGGGCUUUGACUGUGACCGGGAUAAUGAUUUGGCUGCUGGACAAGUACUCGCCUUACAGCGCGCGCAAUAAUAAAAAUCUCUACCCUUAUCCGUGCAGGGAAUUCACCCUGAAGGAGAGCUUCUGGUUCGCCUUAACGUCAUUCACACCUCAAGGCGGAGGCGAAGCUCCGAAAGCUCUUUCUGGCAGAACUUUGGUCGCCGCUUAUUGGCUAUUCGUCGUUCUCAUGCUCGCUACAUUCACAGCGAAUUUGGCCGCCUUUUUGACCGUCGAAAGAAUGCAGUCCCCGGUGCAGUCGUUGGAGCAGCUGGCUCGACAGUCCCGUAUAAAUUACACUGUGCUUGCAAAUUCGCACGUUCAUCAGUACUUCAUAAACAUGAAAAACGCCGAGGACAAAUUGUACACAGUAUGGAAGGAGAUAACGCUAAACAGUACCAGCGAACAGGUGGAAUACAGAGUAUGGGAUUACCCGAUAAAGGAACAAUACGGCCAUAUAUUACAGGCCAUCACACAGGCUGGCCCAGUCGAAAGCGCUCGUGCCGGAUUUCAGAAGGUAAUCGACAGUGAAAAUGCGGAAUUUGCUUUCAUCCACGAUUCGGGUGAGAUUAAAUACGAGGUUACGAAAAACUGCAACUUGACCGAAGUUGGGGAAGUUUUUGCCGAGCAGCCAUACGCGAUAGCUGUUCAGCAGGGAAGUCAUCUUCAGGAAGAGAUUAGCAAAAGAAUACUAGACCUACAAAAAGACAGAUACUUCGAGACGUUGUCAUCGAAAUAUUGGAAUCAGUCUCUCCGAGAAUCCUGUCCGAAUUCCGACGACAGCGAGGGAAUAACGUUAGAGAGUUUGGGCGGAGUGUUCAUAGCUACUCUAUUCGGCUUGGCCUUGGCGAUGAUCACUCUAGCCGGUGAGGUGAUUUUCUACCGUAAGCGAAAACAGAAAUCGGAGCACCGAGAGUACCAGGGUGGCGAAGAGCCCGAGAAGUAUUACGAGAAGAAGCAGAGCUACGAUUACGUCCCUGAGUACAAGGUAGCGGGAGACGGACCGUCGGUCGAGCAUGUCAAGUCCGAGUCCGAGAAAAUAGCGGAGGAGAUAAAGGGGACCGAUGGUUGUAGGAAGGUCGAGAAAGACUCGAUGACGUGCACGGUGUGCAAGGACCCGAAAACCGGCGGUGACUUCGAACAGUGCUCGUACACUUACCAGCCGAACGACAAAGUCUUCUCGUUCAGCAGCGCCAAGUCCUUCGGAUCGCCGGAUCCGGCGGAGAAGAAGAGCCAGGACUACGGAUCCUCCGGGUCCUCGUCGUACGGCGAUGACCGCGGGAGCUACGGCGAUGCUUCGGACAACAAGCCGCACGUGACAAGCGGCGAGACGCAGAGCAAGGAAGUCGCCGAAUCAAGCGGCGAGGCUGGUGUUCAGAACCCCGUCAACGUCGACGUUCAAUUCUUUAGCACAAAGGAGAAGAAGAAGGAGAUAGCCAAGGUGCUCAGCGACUUCCAACAGGAGGACAGGUCCAAGUGCAAGAAGGUGAUUCGUGACAAACUCACCUGCUACCAGUGCGCCGAUGACGACGGUAUGCAGAAGGAGGAGUGCAUCUUCGUCGCUGAACAGGAACCCGCCAAGGACCGGGUCGCCUAUCACGAAGUCAAGGAGUACCAGCUCGACCCCGCACCCGCCGCAGCUUCCGUCAGUCUACCCGAAGAGUAUCGCGUGAUCAAGUCGAGCAGCAACGGUUCGCCGCUUGCCCCGAAGAAGAGGAAGACCAGGAAAACUCGUCCCGUCAAGUACUUAUACCUCGACGAUGCCGCUUCUUCGGCCACGGAAAACGAGGAACAGCAGAGCGAUCCCAGGGGAGAGGUCUUCGAGGAUCCGACCGAGGUGCAGGAAAACGAGGAGCAGAAGACCGUCCCGUACGACAUUGACGAGGAGACUAAACCCGUCUUCGACAAAGCCCUGGGCAUGACUUUGCCCCGCUAUAUGUUGACCACUUCCGAACACGAGGCGGAAUUCGACAAGGUUGUCGCAUCCGGUUAAAAAUUGCACAUUAUUGCGACGAUGAACUUGUUAGAUUAUAAAAUGUGAUUCACGCUGAGUGUAUUUGUACUUUGUUUUAAUUUUUUUUUUUCUUGUCCAACGUAACGCAAUUCUCUCCCAUAUAAGUGGUGAUUUUAUUUGAGGAUCGAUUUAACGUGAGAGAUCGUCGUGAAAAUUUAAUCAACGUGCCUAUGCUUGUUACGAAUAUCGCUGCAGGCUACAGCAAUAAAAUUGCAAAUUAUUUUUCAAUUUAUUGAAUAAAUGAAUGUAAUAAAAUUUUACGAGCUUCGCACGUAUGGAGCAUAAAUAUCGUUUUGAAAAAACUUGGAUGAAAUAGUCGAGUUUCGAUUUACUCAAGAAAAUUUCAUCUGCUUAACAUAUUAUUUACCCAUACAGAUAAGAAGAGAAGGGAAUUAAUUGUUCAAGCCCGAUCCAUUCAUGCACCAUUGUUAUUUAGUUUGUAAGAUGUUACAUUAUCGAUAUAAUUGUUAUUCGGUUUGUAAUCAAGUAUAUUUUCCCACAACUUUGUAGAAUAUAUACGAAAUAGUGACGAAUUGGCAUACCAGAUAAUUACCGUAAUUGGGUUAAACGUAAAUAGUUACAAAUGGAAAGAAUUUCGUUUAAUUAAAGUACACGAAAAAACAACUCAAAUGUCGACGAAAAAUGUUCAACAAUCCAAACACAGAAGCCUCUUUUCGAACAUCAUUCGCAUUUACAACAAUUAUGUGCUUUAAUUUUUUCAAAGCUACGACAGAAAAUUCAUCAGAAUAUUUUGAAUCUCAACGAUUAUUAAUGCAGCUGUAAGCAGAUGCCUAAAACUAUACGUAUAAGGUUUGCAUUACUCAAAUCUUUUAGUUACGAGGUGAAUUAUGUGCAAUAGAUUUUCACUCAAUUCUGUAACACACCGAAUGAAAUACGUGGUUCAACG